Molecule: messenger RNA, 1886 nt
Organism: Camellia sinensis
Lineage: Eukaryota; Viridiplantae; Streptophyta; Magnoliopsida; Ericales; Theaceae
Product: patatin-like protein 7
Biological process (GO): lipid metabolic process
Source: RefSeq, a predicted model, not a curated record
CUCCUCUCCAGUUGCAGGGUGGUGUUGGGGUGGAGAGAAAAUAGAAAAUACACACGCACGCAUGCCUACUACCCGGCCGUACGGAGUCAGUGUCCCCACGUUUCCAUCACCUCCCUCUUCCUCCUCCUCUCCACUAUAUAAACCCAUCAACCCCUUCUCCAUCUCCAUCACCCCAAUUUUCCAAUCCAUUUUCCCUCUCUUUCUCUCCUUCCAAUCACUGUCUACCUUACUCACAUACACACUCCAUUGCAUUGCACAUAAAAAAAUUUAAAAAAAAAAAAAACUAAAAUGGCAGCAGCAACAACAGCACUAUCUUCUUCAUCAAUUUCCAUGCUAGACUCGAGCUUGGAGGUAGACAAGCUCACCUCCGAGAUCUUCUCAAUCCUCGAAACCAAAUUCCUCUUCGGAUACGAAGAUCCCAAGCUUUCUCUCCCCCAAAUUCCUCUCCAAGACAUGAGAUCCGGCAAGCACGUCACCGGCAAAGUCCGCAUUCUCUCCAUCGACGGCACCGCCGCCACCGACGGCGUCCUCGCUGCCAAGUCCCUCUCUCACCUCGAAUCCUCCCUCCGCCUCAAAUCCGGCAACUCCAACGCCCGCAUUUCCGACUUCUUCGACGUCGUCGCCGGCUCCGGCGUCGGUGGCAUCCUCGCCGCCCUCCUCUUCACCUCUCGCGGCGGCGGAGCUCCGAUUUUCACCGCCGAUGAGGCGUUGAAGUUCGUGACGGAGAAUAGGAAGAUGAUUUUCCGGUCGAGCUCUGGCGGGGUUCUCCGGCGGAUGUUCCGGCGAUCGAAGAACGAGAAGAAGAUGUUUCGGAAGGUUUUCGGAGAGUCGACGUUGAAGGACACGGUGAAGGCUGUUUUGAUCCCCUGCUUCGACCUCACCACGCGAUCGCCGUUCGUGUUUUCGCGCGCGGAUGCUGUGGAGAUCGACGGCUAUGAUUUCAAGAUGGCGGACGUGUGUUUGGCCACGUCGGCGGAUCCGACGGUGGUUGGGGCGAUUGAGAUGAGCUCGGUCGAUCGGCAGACUAAGAUCGCCGGCGUUGGUGGUGGUGUUGUGAUGAAUAAUCCAACGGCUGCGGCUAUUACGCACGUGCUUAAUAACAAGCAGGAGUUCCCAUUUUGUAAUGGUGUGGAGGACCUCAUUGUAGUGUCUCUCGGAAACGGAGAGUCAGAUUUCGGUGCAGGAGAUCUGACGUCAUCGCCGGCGAGACGGGCGGUUCAAAUUGCCGGAGAAGGAGCUUCCGACUUGGUUGAUCAAGUUGUUUCUAUGGCAUUCGGUCAGUCUAGGACGAGCAAUUAUGUUCGAAUUCAAGCAAAUGGCAAUGGAAAGUUUGGCAAAAAGUUUAACAAUAGCAGUAUCGGAGACAAGAAAAACUUGUUGAGUCUUGCGGAGGAUAUGUUGGCGCAAAAAAAUAUUGAGUCGGUGUUAUUUGAAGGGAAGAGGUUAGCGGAGAGCACGAAUUUGGCGAAAUUAGAAGUUUUUGCCGGAGAGCUAAUCAAGGAGCAAGAGAGGAGAAAGACUAGUAUUUUACCCACUGUGGCAUUGAAACAGGGCUCACCAUCGUCGCCUAGAACAUCCUCUGCCACUACCCUAUCGACAACUUCUUCUUAUUAAUCAUCAACUAAAUUGGUCAAAAAUUGUCCUCCUCAAUUUGUUUAGUCAGGAUUAUAUAUAUGUAUGUAUUUGCUGGCUGCCACUCGUGAUGAAAUUAAGACAUCUAGAGUAUGUGCUGACUGCUAAGGUUUUUUUUUUUUUUUUUAUAAUUAAUAUUUUGGUUUGAGAUGAGUGUAUAUUUUGUAAAAUAGGUUUGAUGGUGUAUAUGGAGGAACUUCAGAACUGGGUGUUUUUUAUAAUAUAAAUAUUCAAACAUUUAAAGCUUCCAUUUC